Messenger RNA from Caenorhabditis remanei, 264 nucleotides. RefSeq lists its product as uncharacterized. NCBI's taxonomy places the organism in Eukaryota, Metazoa, Nematoda, Chromadorea, Rhabditida, Rhabditidae. The record is from RefSeq and is a predicted model, not a curated record. The transcript has 3 exons. The coding region runs from base 1 to 264 and encodes 87 amino acids.
AUGCAGUUCUCCACGCUUUUCCGAGUCGUAUUCCUUGCCGUUCUCGCCAUCGUAGCAUUGGCAGAUUACGAUGACAAUUCGGUUGGAACAAUUCCAAUUGCUGUCGAUUUGGAUUACUUCUCCAACUAUGUGAAGAAAGGAGGACCACAAGGACCUCUACGUUUCGGAAAACGACGUGGACCAUCUGGACCUCUUCGUUUCGGAAAAAGAUCAUCAUUCCACGCUGCUCCAGCUCCAGAAGACGUCGUCUCGUGGUAUCAGUGA